Messenger RNA from Teleopsis dalmanni, 861 nucleotides. RefSeq lists its product as uncharacterized. The transcript has 2 exons. Bases 156 to 797 code for a protein of 213 amino acids. The record is from RefSeq and is a predicted model, not a curated record. Lineage: Eukaryota; Metazoa; Arthropoda; Insecta; Diptera; Diopsidae.
ACAUUACUGCAGUGCUAAUUAGUGACUUUAAUUUGAGUGAUUCUUCCGAAGCCAAAAGUUCAGACUCUGUUCCUACUCUUAAUGUAUUGAAUACUAAUCAAAACUUUGCUGAAUUCGAUAAUACCAAUACUGUAAAUGAAAGUUUUAAAAUUAGUAUGACUCCUCAAACAUGCAAUUCCACUAAAUUAUCUGAAGAAGAUAAGACAGUAAAAAUCUGCGGUCUAGAUGAUAAUAAUGAUCUUGAUCGUGUUAUGGGCAAAAGUCAAUAUCAACCGGAAUUUAGUUCUGCUUGUGCUGGUGAAGAGAUUCUUAAUUCUAUCAAUGCUGAAUGCUCUUUACGUGAAGGGGAAAUUAAUCCUACAAUUUGUGGACAUAUUUCGAAUUAUUUCCGUAAGAAAAGAUCUUUAUUUAAACUAGUCGCUUAUUUAGAUGGUGUUUAUCGCAGACGUUUGUCUGAUGUUAAUACUUUGUCAGAAAACAAUGUGGAACUAGAAAUUAAUAUGUACAAGAGUUGGAUCUCGUCGUUAGAAAAAUUGACGGACGCUAUAUUCCGGAACUUAAAGCAAUUUCGCUUAGAUUUGGUUCAUCAAUUGGCACACGAAUUAUUACGUGUGGAAGGGAAGAAACAAGAACAGGAAAUAAUACGAAAAUGUAUACGGGAUACUGCUAAACUCAAUAAAAUCUAUGCAGAAGUACAAACUACAGGUCAAUGGCGUGUCGAUUUUGAUUUUGAGACUUCUGAUAAGAACGAUCUUUUGGAUCCUACUAAAGAAUGUAAAUUUGAGAAUUUAUUCUAAAUUAUAUCAAAUUUACUGAUACCGACUUAUUAGUCAUUAACAAAUUUUGCUUUAUAUAUAUUUA